This is a messenger RNA of Onychostoma macrolepis, 2221 nucleotides long. RefSeq names its product centrosomal protein 20 (gene cep20). Gene Ontology annotation, biological process: cilium assembly; microtubule anchoring. Bases 28 to 468 code for a protein of 146 amino acids. The record is from RefSeq and is a predicted model, not a curated record. The transcript is spliced from 5 exons. NCBI's taxonomy places the organism in Eukaryota, Metazoa, Chordata, Actinopteri, Cypriniformes, Cyprinidae. Gene Ontology annotation, molecular function: protein binding. Gene Ontology annotation, cellular component: ciliary basal body; motile cilium; centrosome.
GCGUCUGAGAAGUGCAAUUCUGUUUCAAUGGCAACCAUCACAGAGUUGAAAAGCGCUUUGCGAGAGACGCUGGAGGCCCGUGGGGUCCUGGGGCAGCUGAAGGCGAGGAUCCGGGCGGAGGUGUUCAGCGCGCUGGACGAUCAGAGCACGCCGCGCCCGCCGCUGUCCCACGAGAACCUGCUGAUCAAUGAGCUGAUCCGAGAAUACCUGCAGUUCAACAAAUAUCAAUACACAGCCUCGGUGCUGACCGCAGAAUCAGGUCAGCCUGAAGUUCCCCUAGAUCGGGAGUUUAUGGCCAAUGAGCUCAAUGUUGCAGAUGAUUCAAGUGCCAAAGCAGUGCCAUUGCUGUAUGGAUUGCUCCAUCAUUUCCUUAGCAGUAAGGAAGAGCACAAAGGAAAACUCUUCCUAAGGGGCUCAGCAACAGUGCCUUCACAAGAACCUCAUGGCCAUCGUACUGUAGAGUCAUAAAACUGAGCACUACAGUCAUCAGGAACCAACGCACAAGAGGAAGUCAUAUGAUCACAAUUAAAACAAAUUCCACUAAAGAGGACAAAAUAUUCUGUCCAGCUUACUCUGGUUGUAGAUGUUGAAUGUAUUUGUGUUUUUAAUUUUUUAAUGUUGUCUUUUGUACUUAAAGUAAUAGGUUUAUGAAUAAAAACAUUGCGAUUGUUCAGUUUAGAUUCUCAGCUGUGCAAACAAUACAGCAUUUUACAAUAUAUUCGUAUUCCUCAUAUAUUAAAUUUCACAAAUCUGAUGUUUGUAUCAUCUUCUUUUAAAAGCUGUUAUACGCAAUAUUAAAUUUACAUUUGCUGUAAAAUAACAGCAGCCUUAUUUUUUUGUACACCUAUUUGUUCUAUUUUGAACUAAUGUCAACAGUGAUGAAGCAUGUAAAUUGUGGUAAUUUCUGUAGUCUGAAUUGAAAAUGUUGAGCUAAUCUUAAAAUAAGUCCUUUGAUUGUUCAUCUUAACUGGCAAAACUUCCAAAACAAGCCUGGAUUGCUGGCUAGCUUCUAAAAUGGGUCUUUCUGGUCCUUGAACUUUGAAUUUUGAACAUUCUUUCUUUUGAUUGGUUUUCAUCCUUCACUUUCUUAUCAUCUUGCCAAAGCCAGGCUGUCUAGAAAUGACAUUUGAACUACUGUUUCUUACUUACCACUUGUUUCUCACUUCAAACCUUGAACUGUGUAAUGAAUUGUCUGUUUCGUAAGAAAGCACUUUAUGCAGAAGAAUAAGACAUGCUAUAAUCAUUCUUUCUUUCAUUUCUUAAGUGCUUCUCAUUAAGAAUCUCAAUUUGGUUUUCUUUCACCUUAAAGCAGCAAAGCUCACAAACACUGUAAACAUCAUCCAUUGCCAAGUUCUUCAAAUUGUCUAAUUUUCCUUAAAAGGAAAGUCACUUCAUACUCACUCAAUACUGCAUUUGAUUUGUUUAGCUUUUCGCACUGAAUAUUAUCACAGAUCAAGAGUAAUAAAGCAGUUUGUUGAAAGGUUGAUGCUGAAGUUUUCACAGAGCAUUGUCAGGGUACAUUUUCUUUCAGUAAAAGGUUAUCAUCAACAGAUAGAUCAUGUGAAAUAUUUUGAAUAAAUAUGAGCAGACAAAUAUUUGCUUGCUCUCCUGCUGCUAAGUUGGAAUCACGUUCCACCGAGGACAAAUAUAUCCAAACACAUAUGACCCUCUAAAAUAGUGUGUGCUGAUGCAUGUACUCAGGAUUUUUAUGAGAACCGAAUGUGCACAUAGAUAAAUUACAGAUAACAAACAUUUUGUUGUUCUUAAAUAAUGUUUCAACUAUACAUGUAAUUUCCUGUUUUUGUAUGCCCAUGGCUAUGUAAAGCCACAUCAAAAUUGCUGUGCUUGUGACACUGUAAGUGGAUUCAUAUGCACCUUGUAGUGAGAUUUUGUCUAGUAAGGUGAUGACGUUCUCUUACUAAUGUAGGCAAAUCUUAAUGCUCCAGUUACUCUGAACGGCUUCAGUCCAAAUGAGUUUUUGGAUGAGUCUCAGGAGACUAUGCGAACAGCCUGUGCUUCACCCAGCUUUAAUCUAGCACAUAUUUCCCGUUCCCUCCUUCCGUUCUCCUUCAGACACACUGUCAGGACUAAUUCCUGAGAUACUGCUCUUCCACUAAGAGUACAACUAAGUAUUUAGACAUAGGACUUCAGUAUGUUUUGAAGCCAAACUCGGAUCCAGAUACAUUUUAUUGUUUUUCACUAACUGAAAAUAAAGAACUGU